Messenger RNA from Acipenser ruthenus (sterlet), 1562 nucleotides. Its product is annotated as coiled-coil domain-containing protein 90B, mitochondrial-like. The record is from RefSeq and is a predicted model, not a curated record. NCBI's taxonomy places the organism in Eukaryota, Metazoa, Chordata, Actinopteri, Acipenseriformes, Acipenseridae. Bases 386 to 1162 code for a protein of 258 amino acids. The transcript has 10 exons. Gene Ontology annotation, cellular component: mitochondrion.
CACUACCGGGUGCCUGACUGUUGUUGGUUCUAUUGCGUCACCAAACUUUGUCUUUCAAAAAUAGGAAUUAAUUACAGUUAUUGCUGUUUGCAAAAUAACAUCUCGUGUAUAGGAAAACGUGGUUACAGUUGCUAUAGGGUAAACAAAAAAGUCCAAAUCUAGUAGGAAUGAAAACGAGUGGACGUAGCAGGAUAGCAUAUUUCUAAUAAAUAUGCAGUGAAUGUUACCGAUCUAAUAGUAAUAAUAAUAAUAAUAAUAAUAAUAAUGUUUAUGGGCGUCACUUUCAUUGACAAAAACAGCAGACCACUGAGCUAAAGUAACUGAAAUUCCCGGUCUUGAGAAACGUAACGUGCUUGGCAUUGGCAGUAAACGACAAGAAGAUAACAUGUUUUAUAAACACUGCACACGUUUACUAAAUGUGUGCUUUAGAAACAACAGAUCAUGCCAUACACUUCUUCCAAAUCAAGUUUUAAGACCGUGGUGUAUGAUUAAUAAAGAUUUUCAUACUGCAGCUGUUCUCAGGUCUUAUGAUAUGAGAAGAGUUGAUUUUACACCACUGGAACAAAGAAAAUUAACAUUUGAUACGCAUGCCUUGGUGAAGGACCUACAAGCAAGUGGGUUUGAAAAACAACAAGCUGAAAUUAUUGUUACGGCACUGGUAACACUGACGACUGGAAAUAUGGACACAGUCUAUAGAGAUAUGGUGACGACCUCACAUCAGGAAAUUGCUCUCCAGCAGAUCAUGGCACACCUGGAUGCAAUUCGGAAGGACAUGGUGAUUCUGGAGAAAAGUGAAUUUGCAAACCUGAGGGCUGAGAAUGAGAAAAUCAGAAAUGAGCUAGAGCAGUUUAAACAUCAGCUAAUGGAGGAAAGCAUGAAAAUCCGAGCAGACGCUAAACUGGAUAUAAAUUUGGAGAGAAGCCGAGUAACUGACAUGUUUACAGAGCAGGAGAAGAAGCUUAUGGAAGUUGGUACAGAAUUCGAUAAAAAGAACGCGGAUGUAGAUCGUAGCACAACAGAAGCUACUAAAAAAAUCGACAUAGAAGUGGCCUCGCUGAAAACUCUUCUGGAAUCUCUCAAACUUGACACAAUCCGCUACCUUGCAGCCUUUGUCUUCGCCUGCCUUGCAAUGGCCUUGGGCUUUUACCGUCUGUGGAAGUAACAAAACAAGGAAGCAUUUGAAAAAGAUUGCUAUACAUCAUGGAGAGCAAAAAAUUGACAAAUGAAUUGCUGUUGCUUAGUUAUUUUAAGCAAUUUUAAGAUGGUGCCUGUUUGCAGUGAACAUGUUUCAGUAUUUUGCCGGGAGAAGCAAAAUAUCUUCCAUUUGUCUUUUACCAAAGCUGGUGAUUUUCCGAAAAUAUGUGUUAAUUCCUUAUAUUUGUCUUCUUUUUUUAUUGCUGAAUUAUAUUCUGCACAUCUUCCAUCCCAUAAACAUUUUGUAUCAUGAAAAAAAUCAAUCAAUUGCAAAGUUUUGUAAAAUUGAAUAGGUUUGUUUAUUUCUCAAAAAUAAUAAUGCCAGUCCUCUUGAUGUGAUUUUCAAUAAAAACAGUUUAAUUCCAGAA